UCUUGAACUGUCAUUUUAAGAAAAUCAUUUAUCAGACGGGACACAUCAUCUAACGUUCCAGAUUGUACAAUUUUGAAUUGGAACGAUAAAUCAUCUCAGUAUUGAUGGCAAUUAAAAAUUUAUAAUCUCGCGCGAGAUUAUGCAUGCGAUAAUAUCAACAGUAAAUAAGAGUGAAUACGAUGUAACGUACCUUGACAUACCUGCAUAUCUUGACUCGCUUAAUGUCUUUCGAAAGUGAACCGACGAACAAAAGAGUAAGGCGUAAACAUUCGGAGGGACAAAUGUGACAUAUCUUUUGUUGUAUAUACAACUAGCUAAGCCGCUAUUUAAAGGAAAUUAGUCCAAGAUGAGCGUUCUCGUCGAUGGUGUCCAGCACGAGAAGACAAAUAUCGGGGGACAUGCGAGAUCAAACUCAAAUACCUACGCGCUCAGCGACACGGGGGAAGAUAUGAUGAGAGGCAGGUUUAAUAAAUCGACUCAGAGCGAUAUCUCGUGGAAGUUCAGCAGAUCCAGACCGGCAUCUCUCGCGUAUAUGUCGACGAAACAAAUUCAGAUGAGCGAGUCGAGUUUUUCCACGCAUAGCUCGAGGAGUACACUAUAUCCGGUUCAGAGCGAAUUGGUCUUAUCGCCUAGAAACAGAUACAAUAACAACAACAACAACAAUAGAUACGUAUCUCUAGAUAUGAGAUCGGUCAAUAGUCUUCCGUAUUCAACCUCGAACAAUCACAUCUUGGGUAGUAAUAAUAUGCCGUACACGUGUUGCUGUACGUGUCCACAAAUCCCGCCGGUGACACCAUCCUCGCAUCAAAGCGAUGAGCAUGACGGACCCGAGGGUCUCUCGUGGAGGAGACUCCACAUGAGCAGGGCUAAACUGAAAGCAACUGCAACCACAUCCGAGCUUCUUAGCGGAUUCGCAAUGGUGGCGAUGGUAGAACUGCAAAUCAAUGAGCCGACAGCGGUACCGGAAUGGCUAUUUGUCAUGUUUGCAGUUUGCACUACCUUCCUGGUAUCGGUACACAUCUUCGCGUUGAUGAUAAGCACGUAUCUCUUACCAAAUAUCGAAGCCAUAAGUAAACUCCAAGUCUCGCGUCUUAUAACGGAGUCACCGCACGAGAGAAUGCGCGGUUUCAUCGAAUUGGCUUGGGCAUUUUCCACGAUACUGGGACUGUUUCUCUUUUUAGUAGAGGUGGCUAUUCUCUGUUGGGUCAAGUUCUGGGACUAUUCUUUUACCGCCGCCACUGCCAGCACUGUGAUAAUCAUUCCUGUGCUUAUAGUAUUUGUCGCUUUUGCCGUUCAUUUUUAUCAUUCUCUAGUAGUUUACAAAUGCGAAAGUGUAGUAUCGGAUAUGAAGGAUCUAGAGAGUAUAAAAAGAAAUCUGGACAAUGUGACGAUGGGGCAAACUAACGUAUAAAUUUCCGAGAUGUGACGUGACAAUUUGUAAUCAAUAUUUUAAUCGAUUAUCCUGAAUAUGAAAGGAGAUACCUUAAACUUGAAAGAUGACGAAAGUAAAAAUUAUAUCAUAUAAUUCAUAGUGGAAUACAAAUCGAUUUUCAAGCGCAAAUGAAUACUCGGGCUAAUAAUGGGAAAUAUUAUCCGAUGCAAAAAAACCAAGAUAUUUUUAGCGCGAGAAUGUGACGUAAGAAAAAACACAAAUACAAAUUUAUUAUCAAUAACUUUUACUUUUCAAACGCGACCAUAUACGAAAAUGGUCAAGUUUUAUUAUAUAUAAAAAAUGUACAUAGCUGUACACAUGCAAGUCAAGAAUUGCAACAGUACAAGCAAGUGCUUUUUUUUAGUAUGUUACCUCACUAUAAUAUAUCCAGCAUUUAAUAAUA
Molecule: messenger RNA, 1835 nt
Organism: Camponotus floridanus (Florida carpenter ant)
Lineage: Eukaryota; Metazoa; Arthropoda; Insecta; Hymenoptera; Formicidae
Product: calcium release-activated calcium channel protein 1
Exons: 2
Coding region: 347-1411 (354 amino acids)
Biological process (GO): store-operated calcium entry
Cellular component (GO): membrane
Molecular function (GO): store-operated calcium channel activity
Source: RefSeq, a predicted model, not a curated record